Solanum dulcamara is the source of this 1207-nucleotide messenger RNA. Its product is annotated as tetraspanin-19-like. The record is from RefSeq and is a predicted model, not a curated record. The transcript is spliced from 6 exons. Lineage: Eukaryota; Viridiplantae; Streptophyta; Magnoliopsida; Solanales; Solanaceae. Bases 200 to 835 code for a protein of 211 amino acids. Gene Ontology annotation, cellular component: membrane.
AAAUUUCCUUUUUUCUUAGCCUAUGUGGGCAAUUUUUGCAUAUCAAAGAAAGUCAUCAUCACUAUUAUAAGUCAUAUCAAUAUGCGUUUUAAUGCAUUCUUCAAGGUUAUCCUUUCAACGUAAGAGCUAAUUACCUAGCAAGUGCUCUUCUAUGUCCCCUCCCAAGUGAGUGAGAAACAGUUCCUCUUUAAAUUUCACGAUGGUAAAACUUGUAAAGAGCUGCCUGCGAUUAUCCCUCAAGAUCACAAACAUAACAAUAGGAUUUAUGGGCAUUGCUAUGGUUCUUUAUGGUAUAUGGAUGAUUAGAGUUUGGCAGCGCGAUGCUGCCAACUCACCAUCUUCCCCUGAUUAUGCUCAGUUUCCUUGGUUCAUCCAUGCAUUUCUUGGUAUUGGCAUUGCUUUGUGUGCAAUCACUUGCCUUGGUCAUGUUGCUGCAAACUCUGCCAACUCCUAUUGCCUCUCAUUUUAUAUGUUCAUCAUAUUUGUGCUUCUUUUAGCAGAGAUUGCAAUUACAGCUGAUGUUUUCUUGAACUCUGACUGGGAAAAGGAUUUACCAGAAGAUCCAUCAGGAAGGUUUGAUGAUUUCAAGGAUUUUGUGAACUCGAAUAGCGAUGUCUGCCAAUGGAUUACCCUGCUUUGUGUUCUAACACAGGGGUGUUGUAUUUUAUUGGCUACAAUUCUAAGAACUCUUGGGCAAGUUAAGGAAAAUAAUCAUGAGUAUGAAGGUGAAUAUGCAGAACCAUCAGCUCCACUUCUUCGCCCUCCAGAAAUGCCAUCAAAUCCACUGUAUCCAUAUGUUUUUGGUGAACCACAUCCUAUCUACAAGAUUGUUUGAGUUUUGGAAGACAAAAGUUUUUGCAUAAGCUAAAGUGAAUGAAGUCCUCCUUUAUGGAAAGAAGAAGGUUGUUGAGGCAGCAUUAAGUAGCACAACUCAAAUAUUGAACUUGAAGUUUGGAGAUUGGGGCUAAGGAGAAUUGAUUAUGCUAUGUAAGCUUGUCCAAUUGCUUAAGAAUGAAUUUUAUCAGACACACAAUAGAUCAUACUGUAUAUUUACUAGUAGUAUCGUUUUGCAACUUUUAUGUUUUGAGUGGUAUUGGUUCGUUUAUCACAAUGAAUUAUAUUUGUUCGAUAUGUUAUUUUCCAAUGUAUAUCUUGAAUAUUGAACGAAGAAAAGAAAGGAAAAUGAAGAGUGAACCAUUCAGAUUGA